Molecule: messenger RNA, 630 nt
Organism: Belonocnema kinseyi
Lineage: Eukaryota; Metazoa; Arthropoda; Insecta; Hymenoptera; Cynipidae
Exons: 3
Coding region: 134-532 (132 amino acids)
Source: RefSeq, a predicted model, not a curated record
GACGUCGAAUCGUCGACACGACACAGAAGGUUUUCCAAAAAUUCGUCUGCUAGCGAAACAGUGUAAUUUUGGUUGCAAAUUAAAUUUUUAAGUUAAAGCGUUGUUCAAAGUAGUUUUAAAUAAAACUGCAAGGAUGUUUGGAUUGAAUUGGUUAAAACCGAUACUCAGAAGAAAAAUGAAACCUAUUCCACAAGAUAGGGCUAAAAAGGCGCUCAGUACUUUAACCUUGACCUACGUAUUUUUAGGAUGGAAUUUUGUAUCAUUACUAUUGUAUUUAACUUGGAAAAAGUCGAUUCCUGAGGGCCCAGAAAAAGUAAGAAAAUAUGCAGAAGUAUUGAACAUAGAUCACGCCCAUGUCAUUAAAUUUUCUGGAUUGAGUAAGGUAUCAGAGUAUAACAUAGACAGAACAGAAGAAGUUAUGCAAGAUACAAAGAGGAGAAGAAUGGUUACGGAUUUGCAUCCCCCAGUCAAUAGGCAAACUCAAGGACUCGAGAGUGAAAACAUCACAGAGGAAUCGAGUACAAGUUUUUAAUAAUUCCUUCUCUUCAUUUCUUACAAUCUUGUAUGUAUAGGUAAAUUCUACUAUUGUAAAUAGGGACGCUAUUUCAUAAAAUACCGUACAAAAAAUAA